This is a messenger RNA of Closterium sp. Naga37s-1, 3531 nucleotides long. Lineage: Eukaryota; Viridiplantae; Streptophyta; Zygnematophyceae; Desmidiales; Closteriaceae. The record is from the annotation of a GenBank genome assembly.
AUGGCCCGGCCAUUCGACUGGGUCGUUCCUGUGUUGAAGGCCACGGAAGCGGAUAUAAUUGAGUGUGCAGGGCUCGAUGCCGCGGUGUAUUUGAGAAUGUUCCAGUUCAGUAUACAGCUGUUCGGGGUGUUGAGCCUGCUUUGCCUGCCGGUGCUUCUGCCGCUUAACGCGGUGAGCAGCCGUGAGCUGUUGAUGCACGGCGGCUCCAGUUUAGACUUCCUCUCUAUAAGCAACGUGCCUCCGGGGUCCCCGGUGUUCUGGGCGCAUCUGGUGAUGCUGUAUGCGGUGUCCAUAACGACGUUUCUGAUCAUCUGGUGGACGUACCGCCACGUGUGGGGGCUGAGGCACGACUACCUGGCGUCGAGAGCCAAGGUGCUGCAUCCAGAGGAGUAUGUGGUGCUCGUGACUGACGUGCCGCAGCCGCCGAAGCUGAGGCAGGAGUCCAGCGUGGGGCUGUUCGCCCCCAAGGAAGGCGUUGUCCCGACAGUGAAGCUGAGCAAGCCGGCCGUCCGCCGCCUCUUCACCCUCCUGCGCAUCGUCACCAUGGGCGCGGUCCAACCCCCACAGCGCGCCGACUGCACCUCCGCCUCCGCCGUGGCCGACUCCCAGUUCGUGGAUCGCUUCUUCUCGCGCCUCUACCCCGACUCGUACCUCAACAACCAGGGCGUCGCCAGCUACGGCAAGGUCAUGCGCGCGUACGGGCGCUGGCGCCACGCCGUGCAGAUGCUCGACCGCACGCGGUUCCGGUACCAGCAGAGUCUGGAGAGGAACCGGCAGCGCAAGAACCCCAGGCCGGAGGAGGAGCUCGUGCCGAUGAGACGCGAUGGGCUGCUGCGCCAGGUGUUCAUGGUGGGACCCAGGGAGCCGAGCAUUGCCUACUGGAUCCGCCAGGUGGAGGACGCCAGCAAGGCACUCAAAGAGGCGCAGAGAACCGCCUCCGCACGCCGGCGCACGGGCGCGGCCUUUGUGGCCUUCCGCAAGCGGCGCUCCUCAGCCGUGGCAGUCCAAACAGCCCACGCACUGCAGGGCUCUGCGUGGCUGGUGCACCGCGCACCGGAGCCCCGGGACGUGGCGUGGCAGAACCUGGAGCCGCGGUUCUGGGAGCGGCGCAUCCGCACGCAGGUGGCGAAUGGCAUCUUUGUGUGCUCUGUGGUGUUCUUCUACCUGCCUGUCACCGCCGCCAGCUUCCUCAUCUCCUUUGACACGCUCUCGGCCAUCUUCCCACCGCUCAAGAAUAUCGAUCAAAAUGGGUGGCUGUUCAAGGGGUUGACGCUCAUCCUGCCGGCAGUGGGGCUGCGUGUGUGCUACUGGAUAGCGCCACCGCUCAUGGUCAUGCUCUCCUACAUGCAGGGCUGCCUCUCCACCUCGGCUGCUGAGCGCCUGGCUGCAGAGCGCUUCUACUACAUCCUGCUCUGCAACGUCUUCUUUGGCUUCUUCUUUACCACCUCGGUGCUGCAGCAGAUCCAGCUGCUCCUGGAGCAACCAUCAUACGUGCUGGAGAUCCUGGGGAAGUCGGUGCCGAGCACGUCGGGGUUCUACCUGUCGUACGUGAUGACCUCCACCAUCAUCUUUGGCGUCGAGCUGCUGCGCCUCCCCAUCGCGCUCUUUGUCUACCUCUUCCGCAUCCUCUUCACUGGGGUCCAGAUUGCCGACCGCGAAAAGCUCUGGAACCAGGGCGGCAUCAACUACCACAUCUUCUUCCCGUACCAGAACCUGGUGAUCACCAUCGGGCUCGUGUAUGCGGUCAUCGCCCCCAUCAUCCUGCCCUUCGUCUGCUUCUACUCCUGCAUUGGGUACCUCGUGUGGAAGCACCAGAUCAUGUAUGUGUACUCGUACCCGUACCAGACGGGAGGGCUGCUGUGGAUCAAGUUCGUGGGCCACGUGAACGCAGCUCUCAUCAUCGCACAGGUCACGGUGAUCGGCAUCUUUGUCAUCAAGCAGGCAUACCUGCCAGCAGCAGCAGCAGCGCCGCUACCCUUUGUGACCUUCUACUUCAUGGCGCUCAUACACGCCAAGUUCACCAACACCUUCCAGUUCCUCCCGUUGGAGCUAGCAGUAGAUGUGGACGAGUACAAUCAGGGCCACGACAUGCAGCACCGCAUGGACGACAUGGCUCCCGAGUACAUGCCCUUCUGCAUGCGCCUGCUGCACAACCCAGACCUGUCCCCGGACGCACCCCCCUCGGAAAACAUUCACCAGAUCAUCAACCCGGAUUUCUAUGUGUCUCCGCUGGAAGCGUCGAUGGUGGAGGAAAGGAAGCUAUCUGUGAUUGCUCACUCUGCCUCGCUCCGCCGGGGGAAAGGGUCCGGGUCGCUUGGGGAGGUGGAUGUAGGUGGGGCGAGUAGCGAUGGUUCUGCUGCUGAUAAGGUGGGGCGUGGCAAGGGUGGGGGUGAUGGUGGUGUGGAUGGGGAUUUGGAGGGAGAUGGAGUGGCGGCGGCUGGGGAGGAAGGAGUGGAGGGAAGGGAGGGAGGGUGGAGGUGGGGUGCCGUGCUGGCACGAGUGCCGCUGCUGGGCUGGCUGGGCCGGGGGCUGUCUAAGUCAAAUGCGCGUGGAGCAGAGCAGGAGGGUGGUGAUGUUGACCCGAGUGCCGCUGCUGUUGGUGUUGCUGCCGCUGCUGGUGCUGUUGGUGUUGCUGCUGCUGUUGGUGCGGUUGGUGGAAGCGAGGUAGUUAAAGGAGGGUUGGGUGCACCAAAUGGCACAGCAGGACAUGCUGCGGCUAAUGGUGUGACUGAAGGCUCAGAAGCUGGUCUGUUGAAUGGUGAAGUGGCGGACAUGGUAGGGAGAGUGGAGGGUGGAGUGCGAGGGACAGGAGAGGAGGAGGAAGGCAGUGGAGAGCAGGUAGGAGGUGAGGAGGAGGAGGGCGAGAACGGUCCCCUGUUGCGGCAUUCGGAGGGGCACGGGCAUGGGCAUGGGCAUGGGCACGGGAAUGCGCAUGGGCAUGGCACAGGAGUUUCUUGUUUGUGUGUUCCUCUAGGGGGGCAUGUGCUUAACGCAAGUGGGCAUGGGACGGACGGAAUGAGAGGAGAAGAUUUAGGGGAAACUUCCGGGGUUGGGAACGGUGAAGCGGAAGUUUUCAUUGGUGCAGAGGAGCUGGGUGCUGGGCCGAGUAGGGAGCGAGAGAGGGGUGGGAGGGAAGAGGGGAAGGUUAAGGACGGUAAGAAGGACGGCGAGAGGGUGCUGGUGGGGGAAGGGAGUGGGGUUAGGGGAAGCUGGGGAGAUGUUAGGGGGGGAAUGGUGCCGACUGCUGUAGUGGCUGCUGCUGCUGCUGCUGCUGCUGCUUCUGCUGCUGCUGCUGCUGCUGCUACAAGUCCCGCUGCUGUUGCUACUAGUCCCGCUGCUGUUGCCACAGCCACCAGAGAGGAGGAGUCUAAGAAGGGAAGCGUGAGGAAUAGCAGAUAUUCAGGAGAGGGAGGGAACGUGGGGAUGGGGGAGAGGAGUGUGAGGGAGCCGGGAGGGGCGGGUGUGUCGGUCCGAAGCCUGAGGGAAUGUCUGAACUUACAUGCAGUGCUGGGCAUGCUGUUUACAGCAUAG